AUGGGAACCUAUUUCGUCAUCAUCAGUCUCAUGAUCACCCUCAUCAUCUCCGUCCUUCUUAACCAUCUUGCCAAGAAAACAACUCGCCAACAUCCUCCAGGGCUCGCAAUUCCAUUCGUUGGCAACCUGUUUUGGCUACAUAAGCCUUUUCCCCAAAUCAUGGCCCUGGCUCCCACCCUGCAUUCAAAAUAUGGUCCAAUUUACACUCUCCGAGCAGGUUCCAAACCAAUCAUCAUUAUUGGCAGCCACUCCCUCACCCAUCAAGCCUUGAUUGUUCAGGGUGCGGUCUUUUCUGACCGCCCUCCAGCACUUGCCAGUGAAAAAUUAUUUAGCUGCGAUCAGCAUAAUAUCACCUCGGCAUUUCAUGGCCCUACAUGGCGCCUCUUCCGCCGUAAUCUUGUUUCUAAUAUUCUCCAUUCUUCGAAAAUAAAAUCCUAUGCGUGUGCUCGUAAAUGGGCACUCCAAAUCUUAAUCGACGGCCUAAAGUCCCAGUCGGAUUUCGUCCAUAAUGGUAUUCAAGUGAUGGAACCAAUCCAACAUGCCAUUUUUUGUUUGUUAGUUUACAUGUGCUUUGGUCAAAAGCUUGAGCGAAAGCAAAUCAAAGACAUUAGGGACCUCCGCCGCCCCUACGUACAGCUUGGUGUGCUGCUAAGUUUCAACAGAUCCAAAAUGAUAAAUAUCUCUAGGUUUGGGAAAAUUUUCUUUCAUAAGAGUUGUAAGGAGCUCCUCACGUUUCGAAAAGACCAGGAAGAAACAGUGGUUCCUUUAAUAAGAGCAAGAAGGGCAUUAAAAGACAAAAAUAUUUGCCAGGAGUCUUUCCUUCGGUACGUUGAUACAUUGUUUGGUUUAAACUUUCCAGAGCAGAAGAGAAAGCCUGAAGAAAUGGAAAUUGUGACAUUGUGCUCUGAGUUCUUUACUGGUGGUACCGAUAAUAAGGCCACAUCUUUGCAAUGGAUCAUGGCAAAUUUAGUGAAGUACCAACAUACCCAAGACAAGUUGUUCAAGGAGAUUAAAGGGGUUAUAGGAGAUGGAGAAGUAGAGAUAAAAGAAGAUGAUCUGCGAAAUAUGCCAUAUCUUAGAGCUGUGAUUUUGGAAGGCUUAAGGCGUUAUCCCCCGACCCUUUUUCUAGUCCCGUAUGCUGUGACAAAAGAUGUCUUGUUGCGUGGUUUUUUGGUGCCGAGGGAUAGUGUUGUAACUCUUACGGUGGGAGAAAUAGGAAGGGAUCCAAAGGAAUGGGAAAAUCCAAUGGAAUUCAAGCCUGAGAGAUUCUUAAAUGGUGAUGAUGGAGAAGCUUUUGAUUUUACUGGAAGAAAAGAGAUCAAGAUGAUGCCAUUUGGUGUAGGGAGGAGGAUGUGCCCAGCAUAUAAUUUGGCAAUUCUUCACCUUGAGUACUUUGUGGCAAACUUGGUCUGGCAUUUCAAGUGGUCUAAUUUGAAAGGACAUGAUGUGGACUUGACUGAAAAACAUGAAUUUACUAGUGUAAUGCAAAAUUCACCGCAGGUGCACAUUACUCCUAGAUUGCAUGAGAACUAA
Molecule: messenger RNA, 1533 nt
Organism: Theobroma umbraticum
Lineage: Eukaryota; Viridiplantae; Streptophyta; Magnoliopsida; Malvales; Malvaceae
Product: cytochrome P450 89A9-like
Molecular function (GO): monooxygenase activity; iron ion binding; heme binding
Source: RefSeq, a predicted model, not a curated record